This is a messenger RNA of Baudoinia panamericana UAMH 10762, 2112 nucleotides long. RefSeq lists its product as uncharacterized. The transcript has 2 exons. NCBI's taxonomy places the organism in Eukaryota, Fungi, Ascomycota, Dothideomycetes, Mycosphaerellales, Teratosphaeriaceae. The record is from RefSeq and is a predicted model, not a curated record. Bases 1 to 2112 code for a protein of 703 amino acids.
AUGUGUAAGCGCAGUCUGUGGCGUUGGAGUUGCUUGGCUCACUUGGCGGCAUUGGGAGCUGCCAUCUUCCUCCAUCCCACCGUCUUCGUUGCUCAGUAUGCCGCUCAUUCGGGCAAACUUCUUCACGGAUUCCAAUUCGCAUGCGGUGGACGCCAUCCUCCCCGACACUAUGGCGAGCGCGCGAGGGAGAAGCUUCGUCACUUCCUACAUCCAACCGGCAAGAGAAUACAUGUAGCAACAGAUCCAGAGGAAGCGCAGCGAUUACGACUUAACCUCUCCCGGCUGCAUCAUGAGGACGAGUUUGAUGUCUACAUCUCGGGCACCCCAGAGCAUUUGGAAGCCGUGCGACAGGCGCGGGAGCAUCAUGAAGGUAGGCGAGCAGAGUUGAUGCAGCAGCAUGCAGAGGUGUAUGAGCGCUUCCGUGACGUGCAUAAUGAGCUUGACCUUCUGAGCAAUGAGCUCGAGAGGGUGACGACCCAUGGUGUCAGCCUUGAAGCGCAUUUCGAUCGGUUCGGCUAUAGUGCACGCAUUCGGAGCUACGAGGACGAAGAUGAAGUACCAGAUGUCAACAGUGGCAUCUCCACGCCUAGAUCCAGGUCACGGAGCGGAGACGGUGCAAGUGAGAAGCGAGGUAGCCUGGCAAGUGGUGCUGAGAGCAGUCAAGCAACGUCUCUCAAGCUCCUCAAAAGACCCAUUCUCCGACAAUACUUCCAUAAAGGCAUCUUAUGGCGCGCCUCAAGAUCGGAGGAGGUGCAGUCUUUCGAACUCUUCGUCGAUCUGCUCUACGUCGGUAUCCUCCAGAUCAACGGCGAUGCAGCUUCGGAAGACCCAACAGGUCUGUCCCUACUUCGCUUCGUUAUUACCUUUACCCUCAGUUACAAAAUCUGGAACGACAUGGCGCAGAUUAUAUCCUGGUUCGAGACGGACGACAUCGUGCAACGCUUUAGCAUCGUGUUUCUGCUUGUCUGCCUUUUCGGCUACACGACGAACAUAACCCAGGCAUUCGUCACCACCUACCCGACUCUUAUAGGCUUCUAUUUGUGCUCUCGCCUUUUCAAUGCGAGCUACCUACUGAUCAUCUGUUUUGUCAUACCCACAAUCAAACCAGUCAUGCUGUAUCACGUCCUCAGUACCGUCGUUGGGGCCGCACUCUGGAUUGGCAGCAUCUACGUCUCCUGGCCGAAUCAGCUCAUCGUCAUUUGGAUGGCUCUCUUGGUUGACCUUACAGGCGCAGCCUGGUACCUUUUCACCAAGGUGCUCUGCGAGCGUGUGUCCGGUAGUCUCGGCGCUUGGUUUGAGAAAACAUUCCAGUUCUGGCCCGCUGUAAAUAUCGAGCACCGCACUGAGCGCAUGAACGCGUUCGUUACCUUGGUCUUCGGCUACACCGUCGUAGCCCUACUUUACCAGAGCACCGUCAACGGCAUUGAUGCCUUCUUUGGUAAAGCUGUGCUGGGACUCAUUCAAGCAUUCUGCUUCAAUUGGUUGUACUUCGAAGUCGACGGUUCGAACCUGCAUACUCACGCCAUCCGUAGAGCAAAGUCAAGCGCAAUGCUCUGGUCCUUCGCGCACCUGCCUUUCAUUAUGGCUUUCGUGCUGGGAGGCAGCGCGCUUAGUAGGCUGGUCGUAGCCACUGAUACCACGCACGCUAAUGUUGAAGACCUCACGGAGACCUACCAAGUCCGCUCCGAGCACGAAAUCCGUGUGGGCACGCGCUGGUUCUACUGCGCCGGUUUCGCUCUUGCACUAGCUUGCAUGGGCCUGAUCUCUCUGGCUCACGUUCACAAGGAGAUCUCAGGCUUGCGCUUAAAGAAACGGUACAGGCUCGCAUGGCGGUUCUGCAUUGCUAUCGUGCUAAUCCUACUACCACUGGCUGAGGACUUGGACUCUAUCGAGCUGGUUGGCACGGUCACUGCUUUGAUUGUGUUUGCACUAGGCACGGAACUUUGGGCGGCAAGUAGCUGUCAGGAGAAGUGGUGCGAGCGGUCACGGCCCUGUCAGUAUGUGGGCAGGUGUGGCAAGGGGAAGUUGCACGCCGUGCUAAUGGAGGGGAAGAAUGUGGAUGUCAGUCAGUUGGCUAGUGGGAACAACAGCCAGGAUGGGCUGUUUGCUUGA